Zychaea mexicana is the source of this 1852-nucleotide messenger RNA. Its product is annotated as major facilitator superfamily domain-containing protein. The coding region runs from base 37 to 1590 and encodes 517 amino acids. NCBI's taxonomy places the organism in Eukaryota, Fungi, Mucoromycota, Mucoromycetes, Mucorales, Lichtheimiaceae. Gene Ontology annotation, biological process: transmembrane transport. The record is from RefSeq and is a predicted model, not a curated record. Gene Ontology annotation, molecular function: transmembrane transporter activity. The transcript is spliced from 8 exons. Gene Ontology annotation, cellular component: membrane.
AGAAUCGUACUUUUGAUUUUCGGCAUUCUGUUGGCCAUGUUUAUGGUCUCACUCAACAGUACUGUUGUCGCACCCGCCAUGUCUAUUAUCGCUACCGAACUCGACGCUUUGGAAGACCAAACUUGGAUUGCAACUUCAUACAUGGUUGCCAUGAACGCAUUCCAACCAUUAUCUGGCAAGUUCUCUGAUAUUUUUGGCCGCAAACCGAUCCUACUAUUGGGAAUGGCAUUUUUCUUUGUCGGUUCCUUGGUCAACGCACUCACUCCGACAAUCGACGGAUUGAUUGCAGGCCGUACGCUCCAGGGAUUCGGUGCCGGUGGUAUCAUGAGCAUGCUUUUUGUUAUCAUCACCGAUAUCGCUCCCCUCGAAUGGCGUCCAAGACUACAAAGUAUGCUUACUGUCGUCUACGGUCUUGCUAGUGUCGUUGGUCCUCUUAUUGGUGGUGCCUUUGUCGACUACUUAACAUGGCGAUGGGACUUUUGGCUCAACAUCAUCCUUGGUGGUGUUGCUAUCAUAAUUGUCUUUUUCUUGUUCACCGAAACGGGUGGCGUUCGCAACGAAUCCUUCUGGGAUAAGUUCAAGCGUAUUGAUUUCUUGGGUACUAUCUUCUCCAUCAGUUUGAUUGUCUGUCUUUUGUUGGCGCUUUCAUGGGGUCCUCAAAAGGGCUGGGGAGAUGCUCACAGCAUUGGUCCCUUCGUUGCUGCCGGUGUUUCUUUGAUUCUACUUAUUAUCUCUGAAGGCUGGAUUGCCAAAGAACCCAUCAUGCCACGUCAAGUUCUUCUCAACCCCAAAGUUUUCGUCAUUUACUUGUACAUGGUCACACUUGGUCUUGGCUUUAUUGGCACUUUGUACUUUGGUCCCAUUCUGUUCCAAUCGGUCUUUGGCGCCAACAGCUCUGAAUCUGGUAUCCGCCUCAUUCCAUACAUGGUCUGUCUUAUCGCAGGAUCUAUUGGUAGUGGCAUCCUGUUGCCACGGUUCCCUUACAUCAAGAUGUAUAUCAUGAUUGGUGCCGCAUCCAAUAUCCUCGGCUACGGUCUCUUCUAUACCGUUGACGAAACCGCCAGUUGGGGUCGCCAAGCUGGUUUUCUGUGCUUUUGUGGUUUCGCAUUCGGUCUUUCUCAACAGAACUGCAUUUUGGGAGUCCAGUCUGUGGCUGGAAAGGAGUUCAUGGCUGUUGCUACAAGUUUGAACAACUUCUUCAUGUUAUUAGCAUCAUCCAUCGGUAUCGCCAUCUACCAAACCCUGUUUUCUACCUUUUUGAAGGCACAAUUCGAAGGUGUUGCCCCCGAGGCUUUGGCUGCUGCCCAACAAGUUGGCGCGCUUACAAACUACUUGUACAUUGGUGAUGUUCCCGAAGAGUUCCGGCAAUCAAUUAUCCAUGCCUACAUGGAAGCUUUGAACAAUGUCUUUAUCGUACCCGUCGUUGCAGGUGGAUUUGGCGUUAUCGCCGCUUGCUGUGUGCGUAAUAUCCGCUAUGGCGCACCUGAAGCCCAAGCAGCACCUAAGGAUGAGGAAGUUAUGGCACCUCCCACUGCUGAAGAAAAGCUGGAAUUGCAACAAGCUCCCAGCAUCAACGAAAACAAGAACUAAAGACGGAGGGCUUAUUGAUCACGUCGUCUUUUCAUUAUACACUUGUGCUUCGUUUGCAUUUACACACAUACACAUACUCACAUACUCAUGCAUACAUUUCCACUUCCCCGAAUCAACUUUAUGUAUUCAUACUAUAAAUUCUCUUCUUGCAUCAACUUUCCCUUUGUAUUACUAGCUACUGUGCUAUCAUUACCACCUACCACUAAUAUAAUUCUUACUGCAUCAUACAUCAUCCCAUUAUUUUCUCUGCAAAAUGCUGUCC